This is a messenger RNA of Marasmius oreades (fairy-ring Marasmius), 2130 nucleotides long. RefSeq lists its product as uncharacterized. The coding region runs from base 261 to 1751 and encodes 496 amino acids. Gene Ontology annotation, molecular function: glucosidase activity. NCBI's taxonomy places the organism in Eukaryota, Fungi, Basidiomycota, Agaricomycetes, Agaricales, Marasmiaceae. Gene Ontology annotation, biological process: (1->6)-beta-D-glucan biosynthetic process; fungal-type cell wall organization. The transcript has 13 exons. The record is from RefSeq and is a predicted model, not a curated record. Gene Ontology annotation, cellular component: plasma membrane; endoplasmic reticulum membrane.
CAUUACUUCACUUUUGCAAACUUCUUUUAUGGACCAAUCGCAAACCUACUUACAGAACUUACACAGGAUGUGGAGGAACAUGGUGGAUAGCAUCAAAAAAGUCUCGUGUCAAGAGCCACCGAUGUCAUGAAGGUUACCGCAGCAUCAAUCAUGGAGUAUUAUGUAGGAGCACCAUGACGCAUAUUGGAGAGUAGUGGCUCAAUGUUAUCGAAUCUCGUGCUUUCUUUCUCCAUCUUCUACUAUCCGCCAACAGGCCGUCGAUGCGGCACCAACGUUAUACUCGUCUCGAGUCAGACGGGGAGUUCCAGACUGCUCACCCUCACGACAACUUAGAUCUGUUCGAGUCCGUCAAUGAAAGAUAUAAGCAUUCCAGUCUAGGAUCCAUAGAGGGCAAGUUCUCUCUACCACCUGACCCAAACACAUGGGGAUCCGCCGUAUCGAGGGACCAACGUGAACCUGACGAUGACUUCCACGAUUCCGCCCGAGAAAGACCAGAAACGAGUCUCUUCAGCAGUCGAGGCUUGCGUAAUGUAGGAUGUCUUCUCGUAUUGAUCUCUAUGAUACUAGGACUCUUCGUCGGCUAUCCGAUAGUGUCCUACACUCAGAAACUUUCUGUACCAAUGAUAGGAGUCAACGCUACAGGGCAGGUCCCUCUACUGACUGGGGGUUGGGGUUUAAUAGACGUCGACACUCCUCAAGACGCCCACACAUACAAAUCUUUUGACGCUGGGAAAGAGCUACAGCUCGUCUUUAGUGACGAGUUCAAUGUGAAUGGUCGGACUUUUUAUCCAGGCGAUGACCCUUAUUGGGAGGCAGUGAACUUGCAUUACUGGCAAACAAACAACUUGGAGUGGUAUGACCCAGAAGCCGUCACAACUGAGAAUGGUGCACUGAAGAUAACUCUCUCUCGUAAAACGACCCAUGGCAUGAAUUUCCAAGGCGGUAUGAUACAGACGUGGAAUAAAUUUUGCUUCACUGGAGGUCUAGUCGUGGCAAGUGUCGUGCUUCCAGGGUUUUCAAAUGUAGCGGGGCUCUGGCCAGCCAUUUGGUCGAUGGGUAAUCUCGGUCGUGCCGGUUACGGAGCUUCUCUCGACGGACUCUGGCCGUAUUCGUACGACGCAUGCGACGUUGGCACCUUGAAAAACCAAACACUCAACGGGGAACCGCAUCUUGCCACCAUUGACGGUGACGCAGAAUUUGGUGGCGUCCUUUCUUAUCUUUCUGGCCAAAGACUCUCGAGAUGUACUUGUGACGGCGAGUCCCAUCCUGGCCCAAAGCAUCCCGAUGGAUCUUUUGUGGGUAGAGCGGCUCCUGAGAUCGAUAUGUUUGAAGCUCAAGUCGGAACCAAUUUCGACAAAGUCGGUGGGACCUUGCAUGGGGAAGUGUCGCAAUCUGCCCAAUGGGCGCCCUUCAACUACAAAUACGAAUGGCCUGAAAAUGGGAAUACGAGGAUAGUUCGUGACUCCAGUGUUACUGUGGAGAAUGGCUACAAAGGUGGCGUGUAUCAGCAAGCAACAUCAUACGUCACCAAAACGGAUCCCGAAUGUUACUCUAUGGAGGGAGGAUGUUUUUCUAUCUAUGGAUUUGAGUAUAAACCAGGUUAUAACGAGGGCUACAUCAGUUGGAUGUCUAAUAAUCGAUUAUCAUGGACGAUCAAAGGCAGUGGCCUGGCCGCCGACGAGAACGUCAAGAUUUCUGCUCGCCCUAUAUCUCAAGAACCAAUGGUUUUGACCAUUUCUUCCCGAUUUUGACCUCUGACUGACACUUGGUCUUUGAUCAGUACCUCCUUAUCAAUCUAGGACUAUCCAAUAACUUUGGAGAUGUCGACUUGGAGCAUUUAAUGUUCCCAGUGUCGAUGUUAGUCGACUACAUCCGCGUUUACCAAGACUCCAAGGCUAUGAACGUUGGAUGUGACCCGAAGGACUUCCCGACGGGCGAAUAUAUCAACAAAUACCCAGAGGCCUACUCGAAUCCCAAUCUAACUACUUGGAAGGACGAUUACAAACAGUCAUGGCCGAAAAACAAUUUGAUAGACACUUGCUAAUAGACACUUUAGAUAUGUUAUGAUUAUGCAUGUAGACAGACAAGAACAACUACGAGGGAAUUUAUAUAUGUUUCAGGAAAGUUGUA